This is a messenger RNA of Ogataea philodendri, 1197 nucleotides long. RefSeq lists its product as uncharacterized. NCBI's taxonomy places the organism in Eukaryota, Fungi, Ascomycota, Pichiomycetes, Pichiales, Pichiaceae. The transcript has 2 exons. Bases 1 to 1197 code for a protein of 398 amino acids. The record is from RefSeq and is a predicted model, not a curated record.
AUGAGCACACAUUCUUCAGACCCGUCUCCAAACGCCAGCGGACGGAUCGUAGCCGAGCCUGUCGCAGCCCCCAUGCGGAUGGUAUCCGGGUUCUCCACAACGUGGUUCAAGGCGGGCGCUUUGGGACCCAUUACGACAGAAAACACAAUCUUUAUUAGGCUAAUAUUCUGUAAUCUGGGCGGUGCACGGGUGUGCGAGACGGACGGGGCAGAACGCCUUCUGUUGGGGUAUUUUGACCAACCGAGCAGCAACAGAAGGUCGUCGGAUCUGGCUGUUCGUGCCGUCGUCUCCAUUUUAGAAGACUCGGGUCCGUCGUUCAAUGGUGGUUCCCAUUACAUAAGCAAGUUUCUGUUCCAGCUGCGCAGUCUGGCACACGAGUCGCUGGUCGACCGGCUGUGCUACAACGAGCUGGACUCGAACCCGGAGAUCGACGCGUUCAAGAAAAAGAUCGUGGCCGCGAUCCUGGCCAACGACCUGUACAAGAGCAGCAAUCCGGGCCAGCUGAUUCCGGCCAGCUCGCGGUUCUAUGCAAACGGCCGGUCCACGAGCGACAAGCCCGACUUCGCUGACGUGCUGCGACACCUUGAGGUGCGCGCGCGCAUCAAAGAGUUCGAGUACGAGUCCCACAGUCUGCGGCUCGGCCUGCUCAGAUACAGGCUGCCCAACGUGCUGCCGUUCCAGGUGUCUGUGUUCAUCGAGGUCCAGCCGGGCGUGAUGCUGUUUAUGACCAAGUCGCUGCCGAAACUGCACCAUGUGACAACGGAUUUCCUGGUGAACGAUCUGGGGUGUCUGAUCAGCCCCGUGAGGUUGGACGAUGCGUUUUUGAAAGAGAUUCUGGACUCAACGAUCGAGGAGCUGGACUCCGCCGCGGUCGGCGAGCUCGAGCUCGCGUUCGCCAACAUAAAAACCACAAAUAAUGCGCUUUCGCAGCUGGUGAUCAACGUCCCGCGCGCAGACGUGGCCAAGUUCCCGAAAACAAACUUCUCCGCAGCCCUGUUCGAGCACCUGCGCAAAAACACCGCCAUCGACUUCCAGAAACUCCAGCUCACAAAGAUCAGAUGCGACCUGUAUCUGUUCCUGGCCGAAGGUCGGCUCCGAUUCAACAGCGAGCUCGGGUUCCAGCCGUACGUGGACGAAGAGGACCCACGACCAUCGUUGUGGCCGUUUCUGAUGAGAAUAUGCGACUUAUGCACUUGA